AGAGACGCGUGCAGUUGAAAAGAGGAAGCAGACGGCAGAGAUGGACGUGGUCCUCGCCUCGAACCCGCUGACGCUGACCUUUGACGACGGCAACGUCUGCAUCAUGCCCAUCUUUGAUCUCUCUCAAUGUGGUUUUUGCAUCGAAGCCCGGUACAUUGUCGAUGGCGACCACCUCAUGGAGCUCGAGACCAGCGACGGCGUUAGCUUUGGCGCCACCGUUCGCCUCGUGCACCGCACCAAGGGCGGUGAGUGCUAUUACCUCCGCGGCUGCGCGCUCCAGCGCAAGCUCCGAUGGUCGACCCAGCCGACAGCAAAAGCAGCGUUUCGUCUCGUCUCGCUUGAGUGCCGACGCGGCAACCUCCACCAAGACGAGCCCUUUGCGCUCGAGAGCAUCUUUUGGCCGCGUUGGUACAUUGGCUUUGCACGGGUGUCAACCUUGCGGGGACGUGGCACCCUUAUCCUGCGGCGUAAAGCGGCCAAUGCCAUCCAGCUACGCGCCAUGCACCACCACGACAAACCAGCUGCGUACCGGCUUCGAGCUCCGCUGCUGAUCGCGGCCAAGUCGUCGCUCGCGGUCACCGAAUGCGACGCCGAGGACGAUGAUGACGACGAUUUGUUUGCAUCGUUUCAGAUUGCAGGGUCGGCACCAGUAGGUGUCUUGGCGUGAUGUGUGCGUCAUGCGUUGUUGCGCUUGAUGUCGCCAACGUUAGUGUAGUGUACUACUUGAUAUACUCUGUGAUUAACUGAAGUUAUUUGUGCUAUAUA
Messenger RNA from Saprolegnia diclina VS20, 765 nucleotides. RefSeq lists its product as hypothetical. The record is from RefSeq and is a predicted model, not a curated record. Bases 41 to 667 code for a protein of 208 amino acids. The transcript has a single exon. NCBI's taxonomy places the organism in Eukaryota, Oomycota, Saprolegniomycetes, Saprolegniales, Saprolegniaceae.